UGACGUAGACAUAACAUUCCUCUAGUAAUCACAAACAGCGGAAUUAUGAACAUCAUCUUGCCUUUCAUUCAAAUAAAUAAAAAAUAAAGGCAAUACUUUGCAACGGCAUCUUCCGAUUGCCGAGAAUGGGAUCUAAAGAUGUUAAACUAUUGGACGUUUUUUCAUACGAGAGUCUCGUGCAUGCAGUCGCCGGUGCAAUGGGAAGUGUGAUGGCAAUGACUGUUUUCUUUCCUCUUGACACAGCUCGACUCCGGCUGCAAGUUGACGAAAAGAGGAAAGCCAAGUCCACUCCAGCCAUUCUGUCUGACAUCUUAAAGGAGGAGGGUCUGUUAGCUCCAUAUAGAGGCUGGUUCCCAGUGAUCUGCAGUCUCUGCUGCUCGAACUUUGUUUACUUUUAUUGUUUCCAUAGUUUGAAGGCCAACUGGCUACAAGGUCAGAGGUCAACACCAGGACGAGACCUCAUCAUUGGCAUUGCUGCAGGUGUAGUGAAUGUCCUUGUGACCACUCCGCUCUGGGUGGUCAAUACCAGACUCAAACUGCAGGGAGCGAAAUUCAGAAAUGAGGACAUACAGCCCACACACUACAAAGGAAUUAUGGAUGCGUUUGCACAGAUAAUACAGCAGGAAGGAGUGGGAGCGUUGUGGAACGGGACGUUUCCCUCUCUGCUACUGGUGAUGAAUCCAGCUGUGCAGUUCAUGAUCUAUGAGGGUUUAAAGAGGCAGCUCAUGAGAGGAGUGCACAGAGAGCUCUCAUCUAUGGAGGUGUUUUUUAUUGGAGCCAUUGCCAAGGCGAUAGCUACCACGAUAACCUACCCACUACAGACAGUUCAGUCUGUUCUACGGUUUGGACAACACGGGCAGCCCAGAGAACAGUCCAAACUACUGAACAGCCUGAGAUCUGUUAUGUAUCUGCUUAUCAACAGAGUCGGGAUGUGGGGUGUGCUGGGAUUGUUUAAAGGCCUGGAAGCAAAGCUUCUUCAGACGGUCCUCACUGCUGCGCUGAUGUUCUUACUGUAUGAGAAGAUCGCUAGCGCCACCUUCAGGGUCAUGGGGGUCAAGCACCCCGUGAUGUCCCACUGACCUCGGAGCGUUUAUGUGCUCACUGAUGUCAGAGGAACUUAAUGUGCUGCCCUGAGUAUGUAUGUUAUGACUAGUCGUCCACCGAUAUGGGUGUUUUUAUCUUGAGACAUCAGUUAAAAGAUGACUUAUUUAACACAAUAUUUACUCAGUAAGACCUAUAAUGGAUUGACGGACAGGUUACUUUUUAUUUAGUGUUUUAAAAGAACAUUUGUUUUAAAAUAUGGACUAUGUUAACAAAAACCUCAGGACUGGUUUUCUAGUUCUGUGUAGAUAAUGCUUGAUUGUACUUGGAAAGACUGGCCACUGUGACCGCAACAGACCUUUAACCUAAAAGGUUAGGCUAGUCUAAAUGUAAAAAUGGUACAUUUCCACUAUUUGUGAUAAGAGGAUGUGGGUUAACCAGUUAGAGAUUCGACUUCAUCAGAAGCGUCACAUCUCCAUUGUUAAUGUUACAAACAGAAGAAAGCUCAGGUGCAUUUGCAUAAAGACACUGAGAAUUGUAUUAGAACAGGAACAUUUAUAGAUGAGUGUAAAUGUGUUUUUAUUUUCCUUGAUUGUCAGAAUGAUUCUGUAUUAUCUAGUGCAUUAGAUUGUAGGUUAAUGUAUUUAAUAAUCACAAACCCAAAAUCAGUCAGAAGAAUUAAUUUAAUUCAUGUAAAUUAUUAAAUGGAUUGCCACAAAUUGUGGCAUAUAGAUUUUUUACAAUAAAAUGAAUGCUCGAAGUUAAUGCAGUAUAAAAUGGUGUCUUCAUUUGUUAUAUGUACUUAUGAACCUCUGUGAACCACAUUUGUACUACAGUCAGGAAACACAUUUACACUACUUCAACUCUUGGCGGCAGUAAAACCAUGUGUUUAGUUGUUCUUCAUCAGAGAGUGCAUUACCCCUUUAUUUGUGUAAGCAGAUGAAAAGAGGUUUUUAACAACAGUAAUUCAAAUAGGGUCAUUAAGGAAUGGAUGUUUCUUGGGUUCAACCUCUAUGGAAAUGUGGCCAUCUUAAAGUUAUUUUUUGUCUAGCUGCUUUGCUCAAUAUUCUUUGCUCUUUCCAGUGUAAACCACCUUGUGUUUCAGGGGUAUUUUGGGUACAUAUGUUUAAAAAUGUUGUGAUUCAUUAUUUUGACACUAAUUUUAAUAUUGAAAUGUCUAAAACAACGAAUAAGCAAGUAUAUCAACUGCCACUGGUGUAUCUUUUGAAACUGGUUUCUUUGAUCAGCACUUCAUCACAUAUGUAAUUAUUUAACAUGGGUGAAGUUCAUGGGACAAAUGUUGCGAGCUGAUGCCAAAUACUCCAUUGAGUAUCAUUAAAGUCUCAUAU
Xyrauchen texanus (razorback sucker) is the source of this 2390-nucleotide messenger RNA. It is a transcript of the gene slc25a17, whose product is annotated as solute carrier family 25 member 17. NCBI's taxonomy places the organism in Eukaryota, Metazoa, Chordata, Actinopteri, Cypriniformes, Catostomidae. Gene Ontology annotation, cellular component: peroxisomal membrane. The transcript has 9 exons. Gene Ontology annotation, molecular function: ADP transmembrane transporter activity; AMP transmembrane transporter activity; FMN transmembrane transporter activity. The record is from RefSeq and is a predicted model, not a curated record. Bases 126 to 1079 code for a protein of 317 amino acids. Gene Ontology annotation, biological process: transmembrane transport.